Molecule: messenger RNA, 2167 nt
Organism: Oppiella nova
Lineage: Eukaryota; Metazoa; Arthropoda; Arachnida; Sarcoptiformes; Oppiidae
Source: the annotation of a GenBank genome assembly
AAAAAUGAAUGAGAUACUAGCUCUUGUGAUUAUCCAGGUAAUUGUCACAUGUGUCCGGGCGAGUGACAAAGUUUUUUGGUAUGAAAGCCCGGCCGCUGAUGGUAUGAAUGAGGCCCUGCCUAUCGGUAAUGGACGGAUAGGUGGACUGGUUUAUGGACACCCGGGUAAUCUGAUCGUCGAUUUACCCCAACAUAAGGUCAACACUCAGUACAAGCGAGCGCUGGAUAUCGGGGACGCGGUUACGACCGUUCAGUACGAAUCACAUGGCGUUCAAUACAAACGCGAAUACUUUGUGAGUCACGUGUCGGAGGUAUUGGUCGGCCGGUUGACCGCCGACAAGGGAAAGGCAUACACCGGACGCAUAGAACUGCAGGACUCGCAUAAACUGACCGCACAGGCGGUGAACGAUACGAUUGAAGUGGACGGGAAUCUAGUGAAUGGAUUGCGGUUUGCGUGGAAAGUGUUAGUCCAACACACGGGCGGAAGUCUCAAAUUGAACGGUGCUUUCAUUGAGUUCAACGGCUGCGACGCCCUAACGCUCAUCGUUAGCGCCGGUACUGACUAUGUGUUCGACGACCAAAAGAAGUUUAAGUCCGGCGAAGACCCGGCUAUUAGUGUCAACGCGUGGAUCAAGAAGGCCGCCGACAAGUCGUACGAAAGCCAACGGACUGAACACUUGUCGGACUUCCACUCGUUGUUUAACAGAGUGGACGUCGAUUUGGGUCAGUCGUCGGCCCAACAGAUGGCGUUACCGACCGAUAAACGUAAGGUCGAAGCGGUCGCGACAUUCGAUCCGGACUUCGAGGAAAUGUUUUUCCAAUUCGGAAGGUAUCUCAUGAUAUCGUCGUCGCGAACCAGUCUUCCCGCCAACUUACAGGGUCUAUGGAAUGAUAAAAAUACCCCGUCCUGGCAUUCCGACUAUCACGCAGAUAUUAAUGUACAAAUGAACUACUGGCCCGCAGAGACAACUAACCUUGGUGAAUGCCAUUUGCCUCUAUUCAAUCUGAUUCGGAGUCAACUGAACGUUUGGCGCAAACAAACGCGAGCUUCCGAUCUAUUACUGACACCUCUGGGCAAACACUCGUCAAAAGGUGUGGCCGUUUCGGGUCAGCACAACAUCUACGGAGGAAUGGGUUUAUUAUUAAUGGGCGGACACUAUGAUUGGGAUAAGACGGACACCGCUUGUUACGAUACGUAUGCGCAACACUUUUGGGAACAUUACGCUUUCGGACUGAAUAAGACAUUUCUAAAGGACGUGGCCUAUCCUUACCUGAAAGAGGUCUCCGAGUUCUGGGACGAACAGCUGAAAGUUGUGACGAAUGGCACUAAAGAACAGUUGGGAAAACUGGUUGUCCCUCACGGGUGGUCACCAGAACACGGACCCGUUGAGGACGGCUGUAGCUAUAAUCAAGAAAUUGUUUGGGAUUUGUACACAAAUUAUGUGAAAGCGGUGGAUGUGUUGGGAGUCGACAAAGAGUUCAGGGAUCGCGUGGCGGGUGAGAGGGAUAGGCUGUUAUGGCCAGGGAUUGGAUCGUUCGGACAAUUGAUGGAAUGGAUGGAAGAACAGAAAGGCGAAAAGACCGACCAUCACAGACAUACUUCCCAUUUGUUUGGCGUAUAUCCGGGAAACCAAUUUAAUUGGGAGACAACGCCCACAUUGGCCAACGCGUCCCUGGUAUCGCUUAAUGCCAGAGGUAUUGACCCUAAGAGCGAAGUGAAGGAGUGGUCGUUUGCGUGGCGGACAGCCAUAUACGCCCGGCUCAGGGAUGCCGAGAACGCCUAUCACUUACUUCGCGAGCUGUUGUCCGUACGUAAUACCUGUCCCAAUAUGUUUGGAUUACACCCUCCGAUGCAAAUCGACGGCAACUUCGGUAUAACCGCAGCCGUCGCGGAAAUGCUGGUCCAGAGUCACGCAGAAGUCGUCGAACUGUUGCCGGCUCUGCCCCGGGAGUGGACGGCCGGACACGCGAAAGGUCUGCGGGCCAGAGGCGGACACCAGUUAGACAUCUAUUGGGCUAAUCAUACGCUGAAUAAUGUUUUGAUUACGAGUUUAGUCGCGAGUAACGUUAAACUCAAAUUUGGAAAUACCGUCAAAACAAUUACAGUGACUCCGAGUAAAGCGAUUCAUUUGGACCACAAUCUGAAUCCUAUUCCUCAGAGAAAAUGA